Colletotrichum chrysophilum is the source of this 1017-nucleotide messenger RNA. RefSeq lists its product as uncharacterized. The transcript has 3 exons. NCBI's taxonomy places the organism in Eukaryota, Fungi, Ascomycota, Sordariomycetes, Glomerellales, Glomerellaceae. The record is from RefSeq and is a predicted model, not a curated record. The coding region runs from base 1 to 1017 and encodes 338 amino acids.
AUGAUGGCAGACUGGCCCAAGGACCAGAGCAUGCACUUAGAAGCCGUCAACUCAAAGAUUCUUCAGAUUAUUGAGACACAUGCUGUCAACGACACUGUUCGCAUGCGCCUAACCAAGGCCAUGCUCUCAUCUCAGUUGGCCGGCUGGUACCCGUACGCCUCAUGCGACCGCAUCGAGGCUCUCACCUCUUUCCAGGCGUGGAUGUUCAUCAUCGACGACAUGCUCGACCAGUACUCGCUCGUGCACAAAUUUGACUUCGCGUCCCUGCACGUCAUGUUGGCGGACUGCCGCGACUUUGUUGAGCGUAGCCUCAAUGUUGCCAACACCACGGAAACCGCCCCUUUGCAAUACAAGGACCACGACGCUGUUGUCUCAUUUGACGAAUACGCACAAGCCGUCUGCAAGUCCUACAGUGACAACCGUCCGUACCGUGCGCGCAUUGCCAAGGAGGCGAUCGCGACUCUGGACGGUUACCGACAGGAGGCUCUCAACCGCUACGCGGGCCGCAUCCCCACUCUUGAAGAAUAUCUCGGCUACCGCGAAGCGUCUUCCUGCAUCAUGCAGGUUGCGGUGAACCUCGAAUUUGCUAACGGUAUCAGCCUACCCGAAGAGGUCAUGGAGUCCGAGGAGAUGCGCGAGCUUUACCGAGCGGCUGUCGCUGUUGUCUGGGUUGUCAAUGACAUCGUGAGCUUGCGCAAGGAAAUCAAGGAAGGCUUUGUGGAGAAUCUUGUCGUGCUACUGUCACAUGGCAAUGCCCAGAAGGGCAUUGAUGGGGCUGUCGCUAGACUGGAACGCGAGGUCGCGGCGGUUAACGAGGCAUCUGAAGCUGCCCUCAGGCGGUUCGCUGACACGCCGCACAAGUAUCACGUCUCCCUACUUGCCAGGAACUGCAAGAACAUGUGUAUGGCCAACUGGCUUUGGAGCAUGAGGACACCACGAUACUGCCUGUGGGACGUCAAGCCGGACGCCGAUGGUGGUUACAACUGGACUGUUGACGCUGAGCCCGAGGAGUCCUAA